Actinia tenebrosa (Australian red waratah sea anemone) is the source of this 578-nucleotide messenger RNA. RefSeq lists its product as uncharacterized. NCBI's taxonomy places the organism in Eukaryota, Metazoa, Cnidaria, Anthozoa, Actiniaria, Actiniidae. The record is from RefSeq and is a predicted model, not a curated record.
CUCACAGAGCGUUGGUUUUAUGAGAGAGGAAAAUCGGAAUUGGAGAUUAGAGAAAAACCGUAGAAAAAAUCAGCAGGAACCAAAUAACAGAAAUGCUGGCAUCGAUAGACGUUCGAAUGGAAGCGAAACCUUAGAACAGCAAAACAUUGACAUUCAUGGUGGAGAGCGACCGAAUCAACCGACAGAACAUGAUGAAGAACCAAUUGCAAACGACAAUGCACCAGCAAAUUCUUCGACAUCGUCUGUCAACGCCAAUUCUUUUAAUGGUGACUUUAAUGCAAUUCAAAGACAGCCGAACAUACCAGUAGAACAUGACGAGACGGAUCCCCUGCCUGGCUAUACUACGAAGGGUCAUCGCGUAAUGCAGCCGGAGGACGAGUCAAAUCAUUAACAAGACUUUUACAGAACCCUGUGCAACAGAGAAUACAUAAGAAGAAGACUUCGUAUAUUUUAGAUAAGUGUUAAGUAGUAGAGGUGUUUAAAAAAAGUUAUAUAGUUUUUGGAAAAGGUUUAAAGACAAGUUACAAUGUAAUCAGUGACUCAUUCUUAAAAAGAAAUAAAGGUAGUUAUUUCAUAAA